UGGUGGGCGCAAAUCAUUUUUGGAGCCAUGUGCAGCACCCUGUGCACCCCCAACAGAAAUUAAAACUUCCAGUUUUUAUAAGAACACAAGGGGAGGGAGAAGGUGUGUGUGGUUUUCCUGUCCUCUGUCAGAAAUUGGAAGACCCCUGUUAGGAGUGGUUAGAUUCCCCGCCCUAGAAUUUACAUAUUGGCGCCACCACAAUAAGCCAAUAUAAUCUGUGGGUGCUACUAUUAAGGUAAAUUUCAGAAAAUCAUGUAAGCAUUUUUGAGUGUUUGAACAAGUAUAGCUAAUUUUUUUUUUUUUUCAAUUUCUGUUUCACCUCGCUAGCUAGUGUUGUUUGUUCCAGGUUAGGAAGCACCUGAUCAGAGAAAAGAUCAAGACUUAACCGAUGCUAACUGGAGUACAUAAACACAGAUCUCUGGUUGGCGGUGAUGGUGGUGUAACCCCAUACUUCGGUUUGGGUGCUAGCUUGGUGUUUAUUGUUUUUUAUUUUUGUUUUUUUUCCGGCUUUUUUCUUUGUGUUCUUGGUCCUUCAAUAUUGUCUAGCACAUAGAGACCUCGUUUAUUUGCACUGUAUAAAUCCAUCUAUUAUUAUUAUUAUCAUUAUUCAGGAAGCUGGGUCAAAUGGUAGCUGACCUUCCAAACUUCAUUGAAAGCAUUUAUGAUUCUAGAGGGCAGGCUUUAAAAAUUCUCUCCAAAUAUAUGUAAACAAUGAUCUGUGUUAAAUGAUUUGAUGAAAUGUAUUUUGAAGCAUUUUUCUGCUUAUCCUAGAAGGUCAGCUGAUAUCUCCCCCCCCCCACACAUCCAAAAUGAGGACAGUGAGUAUCAGACAGCCAGGAUUUACAUUAAUUAACUAACACAAAGCAAAACUGCUAUGACAUCACUUAUGAAAUCAAACUUUGUGAAAAGGAAGUUUUAAUAGCAUGGUCAGAUAUCCGCCUAUUGUUCCAAGCUAAAUCAGCCAAGGAUGUACUCAUUUGCAUAUAAUGGGAUAGAGUACAGUUAUUUGUUUAUAUGAAGACAUUAUUUAAAUGUUUUCACUGAUCGCGUUAAGGAAUAAUUGUAAAUUUCAAUUCACACGCCAAGUGUUUGCCCUAGACUGGACAGACUUUGUAUAGCCUUCUACAGAAACUUCUUGUAUCCUAUUAUCAUACAUCACUGCUGUUCAAAACAACAGGUUUAUUUCAAGAUGGCCACCAGGGAGUUUCUGGAAGAUGUUAAGGGGAAUUUACUAGAAUGUACCAUAUGCUCAAAGGAACUUCAAAAUCCUAAAUCUCUCAACUGCCUCCAUAGUUUUUGUUUGGCCUGCCUUGAGGACAGGGUCAAGGAAGGUAAGCUGACCUGCCCGACUUGUUGGAAAUCGCAUAACAUUCCAGAGGGCGGGCUUCAGAAACUUCCUCUAAAUACCUUUUUUGAAAACUUAAUAAAAACAAAGGAAAAAUUUAUAGAAAGAGAUCAGAUGAUAUGUGUUUGUGGAACAUAUGGUCAGGCAAAAUGUUACUGCCAGGACUGCAGGCAUUACUUGUGCAUUACUUGUAGCGACCAUCACAAAAUAUUUCCAGUGCUGGCAAAGCACAAACUACGUGCAGUGGAGGAUAUAAAACCAAUGAGUCAGCAAGACUUUGCUUUGUUGCAUUCACCACUGUGUUCAAUCCAUGAUAAACCUUUAGAGUUCUACUGUAUAAAUGCAGAUUGUAAGAUUCCAACAUGCAUUACUUGUGCAUUUAUGGACCACAAAGAGUGGGAAGGAAAGCACAAAUCAAUCACAAUUACAGAAGCAUUUCAAAAGUUCCAAAAAACCGCUAUGAAAUUGAGAGAUGAUGCAAAUCAUUAUAGAGACAUUUUAAAAGAGGGCCUCAGAGCAGUUCUUCAAAAUGAUACCAAAUUAGAAAAAAGUAAAGAAACCAGUUUGAGAGAUAUUGAAAAUCUUGUGCAAGAGAUAGUAAAAAAAAUCAUAGAGAAAGGUGAUGAAAUGAAAAAUGAGGUAGAGACAAUCUACAAAAAGAAAAAAAAUGUGAACAAUAAACAAAUGGAUGAACUGAGAAUAACUAUAUCUGAUGUUAGUACAAAAUUAAGUUAUCUCAAUCAAUUAUUGAAGAGUGAUGAAGCAACAGCGAUGCAAUCAAGUGAAAUGGUGAUUACAGCACUGAAGGAGAGAAUCAAAGAAAUUCCAAAAACAGAGCCAAAAGAUAAUGGACAAAUUUACUUCUAUAUUAACAAACAUGAAAUGUCUCUGUUGCAACAGCAUUGUGAUAUCGGAACAGUAACACAAAUGAUGGCAGUAGACUCUCUAGAAUUACGGGAAGGGAAAGAUGUGACCCAAGGUCAGCCAAUUGUUGUCAAUGUAAUAAAAAAAGAAGGUUGUGAUAUAGGUUCAAAUCAAUUAAAGGCAACUUGGACACACCCUACAGGAGAAAUCAACGUCACUCAAGUUGAAAAAGACAACAGUGGUAAUCACAUUGUGACAGGAAGAUGCACAAGCCCAGGUGUUUGUAGACUUGAUGUGAGUGUUGAUGGUGAACUAAUCAAACAGUCACCAAUGACAUUCAAAGUUGAGAAGGAAGGCCUAGUUAAUACCAUUAAAAUAAACCAAGAAAUUGUUUCAGAUGUAGUUAUGGGUGAAUUUAAUUGCUUGCGAGUUUCUUGUCGCACAGAAGACAUUUUCAGGUACAAGCAAUCAGGGGAGUAUGUUGAUAAGAUAACAUUACCAGUUGGUGUAAAAGUCAACAGAAUGUACAAGAUGAAGAAUGCCAUAGCAUUUAGUGAUAGUGAUAGUAAAUGCAUCACAUUCAUUACUAUGGAUGGUCAGGUGAUCAAAUCAAUUGGUAAGGGAGAACUGAAAAAUCCCAAAGGAAUCCAUGUGGAUGAGACAUCAAAUACUGUGUAUGUAGCAGAUAAGAAUAACAGCCAUGUGUUUGACAUUGACAGUGGUAAAAAAAUGAAGACUUUACAAUCAGGAUGCAGCAUCUCUGAUGUUACAAUGACAAAGGGAGGAGACGUGAUUGCAUUACGUGACCCGAAGAGCCUAUUAGUAUAUUACAAUGUUGGACAUUAUUGGUUGGACGGGUUUAUAUUACAAGUACAUGAUAAUAGGGGUGUAUUCAUAAAAAACCUAGUCAAAGCAGAUAAGAUGUGGAAGCCAUGCGGAAUAGUAGUGGAUGCGGACGACAACAUCAUUAUAUCAAGUGAACACAAACUGCAGCUAUUUAGUAGCGAUGGAAAUUUCAUUAAAAGAAUUGAUAAAGACGAGGAUGAAAUAAAAAAUCCAUGUGGAUUAUCAAUAAUCUCAUACCAUCCACGGUCAGUUGCAGUAGCAAACAAGGGAAACAACACGAUAAAAAUAUUUAAUUAUUAGCUACCGUACAGUAAUACCUCAAAAAGUCCAUAGGAUUCUUUUUAUUUAAAACUGCAGGUUGGGCUUCUUUUCAAGAUUACUUUUGCAAACUAAAGACAAAGUAUCUUUUCAAAAAAUAAAUGCUGUAAAUACUGGAAAUUGCUACAAUAAAACAUAGAACAACUGAAAACAUUUAAAUCAUAAAAUUCUAACAACUGAAAACAUUUAAAUCAUAAAAUUCUUUUUUAAUAAAAAAAAAAAAUGCUCAUGAAAAACAAGAACAUAUCUUUUUAAUAUCAUCAUCAAACCUGCUAAUAACUAUCUGUUUGACAAUUAACCAAAAAAAGCAACUACAAUAGAAACCUGCAAUAGUAAAAAAAACUGUAAAUCUGUACUUUUAAAGCAUCAUCCUUAAAUUAUUAUUAUUAUUAUUAUUAUUAUUAUUAUUAUUAUUAUUAUUAUUAUUAUUAAUUAUUAUUAUU
Messenger RNA from Anneissia japonica, 3816 nucleotides. RefSeq names its product tripartite motif-containing protein 2-like. Gene Ontology annotation, cellular component: nucleoplasm; chromatin. Bases 1190 to 3355 code for a protein of 721 amino acids. The record is from RefSeq and is a predicted model, not a curated record. Gene Ontology annotation, molecular function: protein binding; zinc ion binding; ubiquitin-protein transferase activity. Gene Ontology annotation, biological process: positive regulation of DNA-templated transcription. NCBI's taxonomy places the organism in Eukaryota, Metazoa, Echinodermata, Crinoidea, Comatulida, Comatulidae. The transcript has 2 exons.